Molecule: messenger RNA, 5890 nt
Organism: Aplysia californica (California sea hare)
Lineage: Eukaryota; Metazoa; Mollusca; Gastropoda; Aplysiida; Aplysiidae
Product: ubiquitin-like modifier-activating enzyme 1
Exons: 26
Coding region: 284-3427 (1047 amino acids)
Biological process (GO): protein sumoylation
Cellular component (GO): SUMO activating enzyme complex; cytoplasm
Molecular function (GO): SUMO activating enzyme activity
Source: RefSeq, a predicted model, not a curated record
GGUGUCUUUGUUGUUGUCGUAGGUGACAAGAGGAAGUGGCCCCGAAGUGGACUGAGGGAAAUUACAAGUCAUUCUUCGCCAUUUACGUUGGAAGUGGUGUAAUAGAGUUUUAUAGAAACAAAGGGAGGCCCGUGCUCCGUAGGAAGAGAUCAAGUCGGGAAAUGACUCAAUUUAGAAAAUAAUUUGAGUGGAAGUUUGAUGCCCCCCGGAUCUGACACAUUGAGUUGAUUGUGAGAUUCUAGCAGACGGUGACCGGUGUCAAGGGAAUAUUUUUCCCUUUUUGAUGUCCUGUAGUAACGGGUCACCUCCUGUGAAACGAGCCCGCAUUGAAACCAACUCUGUUAAUAGUUCGCAGGAUUCUGAAGAAACCGUUGAUAGAAAUAUGAGUGCUGCAAAAAAUGGGACCACAGAUGAUAUCGAUGAAAGUCUCUAUUCUCGGCAGCUGUAUGUGCUUGGUCAUGAGGCCAUGCGCAAAAUGGCCCACUCCAAUGUCCUCAUCUCUGGCAUGAAUGGACUUGGUGUGGAGGUUGCCAAGAAUGUGGUGCUGGGUGGAGUGAAAUCAGUGACUAUUCAUGACACUCAGGAGGCUACCUGGUUUGAUCUCACAUCGCAGUUUUUCCUUCGUGAAGAAGAUGUUGGCAAGAACCGCGCAGAAGUGACCACGCCUCGAAUUGCGGAGCUUAACACCUAUGUGCCUGUGGCCUGCAACACAGAUCCUCUCAAGGAAGAUUUCCUCAAGCAAUUUCAGGUUGUGGUUCUCACAAACAGCUCCCAGGAGGAACAGAUUCGGAUCGGAGAGCUUUGCCAUGGAAAAGGAAUCAAGUUUAUAGCGGCUGCUACAUAUGGUCUCUUUGGCCAGGUGUUUUGUGACUUCGGUGAGGGGUUCGUGGUCUCUGAUCUGGAUGGCGAACAAUGCCUGUCUUGUAUGAUUGCAGACAUUGAACAGAGCCCAGAAGGUGUUGUGGCGUGUCUGGAUGAGACGCGUCAUGGUUUCAACGAUGGAGAUUACGUUACCUUCAGCGAGGUUCGUGGAAUGACAGAGCUCAAUGGAUGUAACCCAAUCAAGAUUAAAGUUUUGGGCCCAUACACAUUCAGCAUUGGAGACACUUCAAAGUUUUCAGCCUACGAGAGAGGGGGUACUGUCACACAAGUGAAGAUGCCACAAACAUUCAACUUUAAAUCCAUCAGCAAGUCUCUAGAUGAACCAGAGUUUUUGAUCACAGACUUUGCCAAGUUUGACCGACCCGCGAUCCUGCACAUUGCUUUCCAGGCCUUACACAGCUUUGUGAAGAAGACAGGACGUCUGCCAAAACCUCGCUCAAAAUCUGAUGCAGAGGAAUUUGUUAAGACCUUCAAAGAAGUGAAUGCUGGAAGUAAAGCCCAGGUGGAAGAUUUCAGUGACGAUUUGCUGAAUGAGUUUGCCUACACAGCUCAAGGAAGCCUCUGUCCUAUGCAAGCGUUUGUUGGAGGUGUUGCUGCUCAAGAAGUGAUGAAGGCAUGCUCAGGAAAGUUUACCCCUCUGAACCAGUACCUGUACUUUGAUGCUCUCGAGUGUUUGCCCAAAGACAAAUCUGUACUUACAGAGGAAGCAUGUGCUCCGAAAUCUUGCCGUUAUGACGGUCAGCUGGCCAUCUUUGGGUCCAGUUUCCAAGACACAAUUCAAAAUUUGCGUUACUUUUUGGUUGGAGCUGGCGCCAUUGGCUGUGAGAUGCUCAAGAACUGGGCCAUGAUGGGGCUGGGCACUGGGGAACGAGGCCAGAUCUUCGUCACUGACAUGGACCGCAUUGAGAAGUCAAACCUGAACCGUCAGUUUCUCUUCCGCCCCUGGGAUGUGGAGAAAGCCAAAUCUUCAACAGCAGCCAAUGCAGCUCGUGUCAUGAAUCCUAGUCUGAAGAUUGAUGCUCGAGAGGACAGAGUGGGACCUGAGACUGAGAACAUUUUCACAGACCAGUUCUUCGAAGGUCUCGAUGGAGUGACAAAUGCACUCGACAACAUUGAUGCAAGAAUGUACAUGGACAGGAGGUGUGUGUAUUACUGCAAGCCUCUCUUGGAGUCUGGCACUCUGGGCACCAAAGGCAAUGUUCAGGUGGUUAUACCUCAUGUCACCGAGUCCUACUCCUCUUCACAAGACCCACCUGAGAAGAGCAUACCUGUGUGCACUGUCAAAAAUUUCCCAAAUGCAAUUGAACAUACUCUGCAGUGGGCUCGUGAAGAAUUUGAGAAAGAAUUCCAUGAUGAUGCUGAAACUGUCAGUCAGUACAUCACCGAUCCAAAAUUCAUGGAGAGAACACUUAGAUUACAAGGAUCUCAGCCGCUGGAUAUUCUGGAAUCUGUGAAGCGAGUCCUGGUGGACGAAAGGCCAAAAUCCUUUGAAGAUUGUGUCAAUCUUGCACGGCACAUGUUUGCCCGUAACUACACCAACAGAAUCAAACAGCUGCUCUUCAAUUUCCCUCCAGAUCAGAAAACCAGCACAGGCGCACCAUUUUGGUCUGGCCCGAAGAGAUGUCCAUCUGCUCUAGUGUUUGACUCUUCCAAGGAGCAACAUCUUGAUUACAUUGUUUCUGCGGCCAACCUGAAGGCUGAGAUGUUUGGUCUGGCACAGCUGAGGGACAGGGCAAAGAUUAAGGCCAUGGUAGAUAAAGUUGUGGUGCCUGAAUUCAAGCCCAGGUCAGGGGUAAAGAUCGAGGUCAACGAUUCCGAGCUCGCUUCUGCUUCCAGUGACACGUCUGCGGCGGAUGACUUGUCCAACCUCCAGGCAGCACUGCCACCCCCAGCUUCCCUGUCCGAGGUCAAGAUCUCCCCAUUGGACUUUGAGAAAGACGAUGACUCCAACUUCCACAUGGACUUCAUCGUAGCAGCGUCAAAUCUCAGGGCCAACAACUACGGCAUCACAGAAGCGGAUAGACACAAGAGCAAACUGAUUGCUGGUCGGAUCAUUCCUGCUAUUGCCACAACCACAAGUAUGGUCGUGGGUCUAGUCUGCUUGGAGCUGCUCAAGCUGGCUCAGGGGCACAAGGACAUUGAAUCUUUCAAGAACGGUUUUGCCAAUCUUGCUCUGCCAUUUUUUGCCUUCUCUGAACCAAUUGCUCCCGCGAAAAACAAAUACUAUGAGAAUGAGUUCUCUCUGUGGGAUCGCUUUGAGGUGCAGGGAGAUAUGACCCUGCAGGAGUUCAUCGAUUACUUCCAGAGAGAACACAAGCUUGAGAUCACAAUGCUGUCUCAGGGUGUGUGCAUGCUUUACUCCUUCUUCAUGCAGCCCGCCAAGCGCAAAGAGAGAAUGGAUUUGCAGAUGAGCGAGCUUGUGAAAAAGGUUUCCAAGAAGAAGAUUCCGCCCCACGUCCAGGCCCUCGUGUUGGAAAUCUGCUGCAACGGAGAGGAUGGAGAAGACGUGGAGGUGCCCUACGUCAAGUACAACCUUCCUAAGUAGGAGCAAGUUGAUGGAGGACGACACCGCUGUGAAUAACUUUCCGUUAUGUCAGGCCAAGUGCAGAUGUAGAGUGAAAGAGUUUUGUUUUUUUUCUACCGUUUUCUUGAGAUACUUUAAUUGAAGGUUUGAAAGAAUCAGUUUUGUUGCUAAUAAUUAUUGAUUAAACUAUGGGCAUUUGGAGUACUGCUUGAAAAAAUAUUCCUUCGGUCGCGGUUCAUGUUUUAAGGGACUGUGUGACCGAGACAGGGUCGAAUUGUUGUCUGAACAGAUUUGGGUGGUGUGUUGAUUGAUGUCUUUUUUUGUGCUAUGUGCAGUAAUGGAUCAAAUUGCAUGUUUUGUCUCUUUUCCUGAAAUAUAUAUGCACUCAAUGAUAGCGUUUGGCGGCUGUUAAAUUCGUUUCCUGAAGGUCCUGAAAGCUAAAAAACCUCUUUAUUUGUCGAUGGGAAAGAGAUGUUGAGGUGUUCUUUAUGUGAAGAAAUCAAAUGAAGCCACUAGUAUGAAAUGACAAAAAUGUAAGUUGUAAACAUAAAUGUUUGAGAAGUAUUAAACAUGAAAGGGUCUUGUACUUUCUGUUGCUCCUUAAAUAUGUGCAAUGAAAUAUCCCGAGAAAAAUAUGUAAAAGAGUUGAGGGACGGAGGGGUGGGGGGCAGGCAUGGCAUGUCAGAGCUAUUGAGUUUAAGAAAGGAAUUUUUGUUGUUUCAGUCUUCUGUUGGAAGUAACUGUUCAUUCUGUUGUCUUUGUUAAAAAACACUUUCUGCUGUGUGUUAUGGUGAAAUAAAACAUUGUCAAAACAACCUUUGCUGCGAAAACAACCAACUUGUGUCCUGUGUGCUUGCACAACUGUAAACAGUUGCGAGAGGUGUAAAACUCAUCAAACUGAAACUGAUCCAUUGGCAGUAAAUGUAAUGAGACUGUUCUUUGCGACAAUACACAAUAAAACCUCAUGUUUGCAUGCAAUGACCCACUGAGAAGCAACAUUUUGUAGGAAGAGAGUAGGAGUUACUACUUACCGAAGGCGAAAACGUGUAACAACAAUGAGCUGUUUGUAUUCUACAUUUUUGGAUGCUAGAAUGGUAUUCCGCUAGCUCUGACUGGGUUGUCAACACACAACGGUUUGCUGCACUAUUCUUUCUUUUGAGCUCAUUGGAGAGUGUCUGAAAUCAAUAUAUUCUCCACUCAGGUUUUGUGUGUGUUUGUCUUCAAGGUAGUUUGUAGUGUAAUGUUUUGCACUGAUAGUUGUUCAAUUUCCAGAGCUGACCUGCACAAGGUGCUUCACAGAAUUGUAUGUGGCUAGGUGUUUUUGUUUUUUUUGUUUUUGUUGUUUUUGUUGGUGAAACGUGUAAGUCAUAUAUACGCAAAGUCAAAGUUGUGGUUCCACUUCUUAAUGUGUUUCUGUUGUACUCGAUUUAUUUAUUUUUUUGCUGUGUGGCCCGUGCAAACAGUGUGAUUACGCUGAUGAGCGCGAUUUAUUUUUGUUAGCUGGAAUGAAGAACCUGAAUUCUUUAGCUGUGUAUGUUGGGGGGGGGUUGUUUUUCAACUUUCAACUUUCUACUUUCUGUUCAGACUCGGAUCAAUACUCUUUUGGAUAUGAAGGAACUGUCUGUUUUCGGUGCUUCAAAUGUUUUGUUCUCACUGUUUAUUCUUCGGAUGUGCUCCAUGGAGCCUUGUCCUGUUCCUCUGGGGGUAAUUGUGUUCACUCAGUCGUCAAACUGCUGUACCGUCAGAUAGUAGUAGACUGCCUACCUCUUAAUAAUUUGUGGACAAUGAUUAUGAGAAUAGUUAGCACUCAUCAGUCAGGGAGCUAUAGAUCUAGGUUUUUUGUCGGCGAGCUUGCAUGCAGGUAUGGGUGUUGUUUGUGAACAAAUAUAAUGUGCAUUAUCAACAUAUUUUUUGCUUUUUUGUAUGGCAUGGUUGUUGGGUCGUAGAUCUAGGUGUGGGGAAUAGGUACUUGUACUGUAUCCCUCCAUCAUAUUGUGGUAUGAGACAAAAAGGGGUUCUUCCUGAAUUUUUACUAGGGACUUUUGAGAUUGUAUUGGACGUCAAAGUUUGUGAAUUUUUCAAAAGCGGAUAGGACCUUUUUCAUGUGAAGUGUUCUCGGAGCAGAAUUAGUCAUUUUGGAACGAAAUGCAAAUCCUCAUGAUGAAGAUAGAACCGGCAUCAAACUGUAACUACUAGAAACUUCUUCAAAACGCAGAUGAAGCCCUUUCAGUCUCAUAUGAUAAUGUGUGUCGCUGUGCUGCAUAAUUGAAAAAGUCAUUCAGGGGUUAUGUUGUAGUCUCUUUCUUUCUCUUGUGGAUAUAUUAUUAUUUUAUAAUAUGAUCUGUACUGGGUCAUGUUAGGGACUGUUUAAGAUCUUGUCCGUUCAGCUGAGGUUUCCACUCAUUCAUUGAUAUACAAUUCCUGUUAAACCUUUUGCUUUCCCAAUGUGAGCAUACAUGAAAAAUAAAUGCGUUGAAAAUUUCA